This is a messenger RNA of Bubalus bubalis (water buffalo), 6129 nucleotides long. RefSeq names its product protein phosphatase 2 regulatory subunit B'epsilon (gene PPP2R5E). NCBI's taxonomy places the organism in Eukaryota, Metazoa, Chordata, Mammalia, Artiodactyla, Bovidae. Gene Ontology annotation, molecular function: protein phosphatase activator activity. Gene Ontology annotation, biological process: protein dephosphorylation; signal transduction. The transcript is spliced from 14 exons. The record is from RefSeq and is a predicted model, not a curated record. Gene Ontology annotation, cellular component: cytosol; nucleus; protein phosphatase type 2A complex. Bases 141 to 1544 code for a protein of 467 amino acids.
GCUCCCUGCCGCUGUCCGGACCUCCCCCUGCACGUCCCUGUCCCGCCACCCGCCCCCGCUGCGGUCCUCUCUCCCGUCUCCCGCCCCUCCGAAACCACAGAUCAUCUUUGGAUUCUUCUCCAGAAGCUUCAAGUAGGGAUAUGUCCUCAGCACCAACUACUCCUCCAUCAGUGGAUAAAGUAGACGGAUUUUCUCGGAAGUCCGUCAGAAAAGCCAGACAGAAGAGGUCGCAAAGUUCCUCACAGUUUAGGUCUCAAGGCAAGCCUAUUGAAUUAACACCUCUGCCGCUGCUAAAAGACGUUCCAUCCUCAGAGCAGCCUGAACUGUUCCUAAAGAAACUUCAGCAGUGCUGUGUCAUUUUUGACUUCAUGGACACGCUAUCUGAUCUUAAAAUGAAAGAAUACAAGCGCUCCACUCUUAAUGAACUGGUGGACUACAUUACAAUAAGCAGAGGCUGUUUGACAGAGCAGACUUACCCUGAAGUAGUUAGAAUGGUAUCUUGCAAUAUAUUCAGAACUCUUCCUCCUAGUGACAGCAAUGAAUUUGAUCCAGAAGAAGAUGAACCUACCCUUGAGGCAUCGUGGCCACACUUACAGCUUGUAUAUGAGUUUUUCAUACGGUUUUUGGAAAGCCAAGAAUUCCAACCCAGCAUUGCCAAAAAAUACAUAGAUCAGAAAUUUGUAUUACAGCUUUUGGAGCUGUUUGACAGCGAAGACCCUCGGGAACGGGACUACUUAAAAACAGUCUUACACAGAAUUUAUGGCAAGUUUCUUGGUCUUAGAGCAUUUAUCCGAAAACAGAUUAACAAUAUUUUUCUAAGGUUUGUUUAUGAAACAGAACACUUCAAUGGUGUAGCUGAACUGCUGGAAAUAUUAGGAAGUAUUAUCAAUGGCUUUGCUUUACCUCUCAAGGCAGAACACAAACAGUUCCUGGUGAAAGUGUUGAUCCCUUUACACACUGUCAGGAGCUUAUCACUCUUCCAUGCCCAGCUGGCAUAUUGCAUAGUACAGUUUCUGGAGAAAGAUCCUUCACUCACAGAACCAGUUAUUAGGGGAUUAAUGAAAUUUUGGCCCAAAACAUGUAGUCAAAAAGAGGUCAUGUUCCUUGGGGAGCUGGAAGAAAUACUGGAUGUGAUUGAACCUUCGCAAUUUGUUAAAAUCCAAGAACCUUUGUUUAAACAAAUCGCCAAGUGUGUGUCUAGCCCCCAUUUUCAGGUGGCAGAAAGGGCACUCUAUUAUUGGAAUAACGAAUACAUCAUGAGUUUAAUAGAAGAAAACUCUAACGUCAUCCUUCCCAUCAUGUUUUCCAGUCUUUAUAGGAUUUCAAAAGAACAUUGGAAUCCGGCUAUUGUGGCGUUAGUGUACAAUGUGUUGAAGGCGUUUAUGGAAAUGAACAGCACCAUGUUUGAUGAGCUGACAGCCACAUACAAGUCAGAUCGUCAGCGUGAGAAAAAGAAAGAAAAGGAACGUGAAGAAUUGUGGAAAAAACUGGAGGAUCUGGAGUUAAAGAGAGGUCUUAGACGUGAUGGGAUAAUUCCAACUUAACGAAAAUAAUGACAGCAACAUUACUAACCUGUGGAGUCACACAUUUAUGUAGUAGAAGAUGGAGCAACAGUUUUCUGUAUUGUGCAACUUUACAGUAGAUUUCACAUUUGUUUCAUUAUUACAACAGCACUGUAUAUACCUGUCUCUAAGUAAAGGAAAACAAAUAAGGACUUCAAUCCAAAGUUUGGACAGUAGAUGGACUUCUCAGAACUUGGCAAACGUAAUUAUUGUUCUAACCCUCUUUUAAAAAAAAAAAGCAGUCUUCAGAGGUCUGUUGAUGAAAUUGCUAUAUUAAAAUUCCAUUAUUGGGAGUUCCUUAUUUAUCAUUAGCAGAGAGUAUGAAACAAUUUUCAAAUGUGAACAAUCUUAAAUUUAGCUUGUCUUUCUGCUAAGCUGUUAAAUGUAUUUAUAGUAAAGGAAGGAAAAAAAAAAAGACUGUCAUUUCCUUAUAAGUUUGUAUAACAUCCUCCUCUGGAUAACUUGACUGUAAUUUGACAUCUUUUCCUUUUGCACAUCUUCAUGAGUUGAAUGUGGAAUGGGGCUAUGAAGUAUAAAGGUCCCGUGUUAAAAGUCUUGUUUACUGGAAUGAACAUCUUUCCAGUAACCAGGUAGUGCUGGUACUCCUUUAGUUUUAAAAUUAGGAGUAAAAGAGAACAGGUGAUAAACAUGGUAGGGAAGGGAAUUUCGGAUUCAUGCCUGAGUUUAUGGUGAAUCCAGAUCAAUGUCUUGAAUCCUUUGAAAACAGGCACUGGGACAAGAGAGGGUUCAGCACCUGACCAGUAUUAGUUAUGUACAUCAUUGAACACACAUAGCAGAGAUGUUUUAGAAAUGUCAGGAGACAUCCUUUCGGACCAUUUGGAAAUAAGAAAGACAAACACUGAACAGUACAACCAUGAAAUUGAUUGCCAGGAUUGUGAAUCUAAUUGGGAAUAGAGUCGAGCAAACAGCUUGGACUGUUUGGAGUUGUUGCCUUACUUUUUAAUAUGUAUUUAUAAAGUAUUCCAGCAAAAAGAGGAUGUAGCCUCUGGGAAAAACAAACAAACAAACAUAUUACAGUGUUUUUUGUAGAUUCUCGUUCUGUAUCCCAUCACAGCGCCAGCCCUGUUUUUAGCCAGAAAGGAUUCAGGAUAAACAUUAUUAUGCAUUCUGAAUUGGAUGCGUAUUCCUAACUACUGUAUUUGUUACCAAAAGUGGUUCUACAAAUGCUACUGAAAAAAAUCUGGAAAUUCCUAAUGUCCUGAGUGUUAAUAAUAAAGUUGAAAAAUGCUUUUAUAUCAAAGGUGCAUUGUGACCAAAUUGUUUAAGAAAACAAAAAAAACACACAAAAUCUAGGGCUGUAUUAUAGAUAUAUCUUACUGGCUCUCUGCUUUGUAUUUGAAAGAGGAAUCUUACAUCUUGGGGAGUUAAAAUGCUGAUAACACUUGUGUACAUUGUGUACUUAACCUAAUGCAGUUGCAUUAUCAUGUACUGAAAGAUUCGUGUUUUGGGAUUUAUUUCCAGGAUGCUUUUGCUUGUUAUGGACAUGGCAGCAGUGAGUUGAUAAUCCUAAACCAUCCCUUCCAGCAGUAUUCGUGACAUGGAGCUGAUUCUGCGUUCAUGUGUUGAAUUGUGAUAGUAGCAAACAGGAACAUAUGAACUGUUGUUGCUCUUAAUAGAAAUAUGGUAUCAAUAUGGGCUUGUAUAGUUUAUUCCUUCCAUUUAAAAUAUAAGAUAGAAUAUGCAGUUUUAUUCUUUAUAAGAAAAAAGGAAAAAAAAAAGAAGCCGCUGACCUUUCUCCCCUAUCAAGUGUUUCAGGAUUAUCAGGUCACAGUUUGUGCAUAAAAAGUCAGCCAAUUAUGGACAUUGUCAUCUCAAUAACUUUGUAAAACAAAAACAGAACUUGGCAUUGUUAAUUCUGAAAAAGAAACAGCAGUAAAAGAGUCAUAUGCAAUAUCAAACACAACAUGGUUUAGUGGAAUUAAUAGAUUUUUUUUUUUUUAAGAACUUUAAUGGGGAUUCAAUGUAAAGCUGGCAGAGGCUGCCAAAGAUGAAAGAACUUACUUUAAAAGUGCUGGAGCAAAGGUGCAAGUUCAAAUGCUAAAGAUAAAAAAUAAAUUUGUAACAAACCAUCUCCUUCAGCCCUUUUGAUUUUAGCCCAUGGAUUUUGACUUUGCUUUAUAUUUAAUUUUGACAAUAUGAACUUUGGUUUGCUAUCAAGGUCACAGGUUUAUGAACUAUAUCUCUGCCCGUUAGAAUGAAAUGCAGUCAUUUGAAAUGAGAAAGACCAGGAUUCUUUAUUGCACCUUACCCUGUCCUCAGAGCUAAGGUGAAAGCUGUACCGAUAUCCUUGAUGUCAAUUUCGUAUGUUGAGCAUUCCAAACUGAGAAGAAUAAAGCCAAAUUUUAGACAUAUUUAAAGAAGCUAUUAUAGAUAUAUGUCUAAAAUUCAUAGGGCAACUUCUGAGAAGAAACACUGUCUUUUCUAUUUUAACCGCAAGUGACAAUGUGACAUCUGUCAUGUUGUAUCAGUGACGCAGAGUAACUGAGGUAACCUGAUGGUUGCACUGUGUGACAUAUUUAAGGACGUACUUGCUGCAUUUGCAGCAGCCCUCUCUCUUUGUCCUUUCCCACAUUUCUGCUGUUGCUGCAAGUCGAGUUAAUUGUGACAAAUGCAUCUUUGUGUUAUAUUUUGUUUGCUUCCUAAUUUCCAGAACUAUAUAUAAAUAUAUUUUUUAAAUAGCAAAUAUUGUAGUUAGUGAGUGAUGAUCACUCCAACCUUACCCCAACCAUAUUGGUUUCAGGGGUAGGACUAAGAGUGUCUUUGGAAGAAAAACAAAAAACGAAAACAAAACCCUGUGGUUUAGAAGGAUGCUGAGGCCUUAGGCUGUGGGCCUGGAACAACCAUGUGCGUGAACUGACCCGUCUCAUACUUUGAAUCAGGCAUGCAUUCCUUUUCUCAUUGUGCAAGCGUCCCCAGUUUUCCCUCAGUGUUUAGUUUUCGUCCUUUGAAAUUAUUAUAUUUUGCUCCCCCUAACAUCUGUUUUUUAUAAAAUAAAAUAAAAAAUAAAAAAAGUGAGAUAUAAGUAAUAUCCUCAAUGCCUCUGGAUACUCACAAGCAGGGUUAUACUCCUUCAUCUUGGGCUCACUUGCCUAAAUGGAAGGGUCUAAUUUAUUUUGUACCUCCUCCUAUGCGUGGGACAGUCCAGGGUGCGGAGCCAGGAAUUGCUCAUAAUUGCACCUGCUAUACUUAAAUGUAUAGCCCUAGGCUCAAUCACACUAUGGAAAGGGGAAAAAAAAAGUAUAUUUAGAGCUUUAAAAGCUUUUUUAUUUUUUUGUGGGGGCCGGGGUGGGGGGUGGGUGGGAAAGGGAAGAAGUAUGGAUGUUAUUGGCAUUUUUAAGUGUUCAGAGGUGUUUCUCCCGCCCCCCUCCCCCCCCCCCCCCCGUUUUGUUUUUUUCCUUCAAUUGGAUGCACUGACCUGGCCCAAGAAAUAGAGAGAUUCUCUCUUUUGAUGCUAUUACCAAUGUUAUGACAAAGUGACAGUCGCCUAGAACAAAAAAGGUGGCACCGGACAUGAUCAGUGAUAUUUUAUUUGCACAUCGAUAUUUUUAUUUUUAUAUUCUGGCUCAGCUGCUUCUCUGAGUGGAGUUAAGGAAUGAGCCACAAAGAAUUUUUGUAGUAGCUAUAUUGGGAAGCAUUUUAUAUUUCUCAGUAUUUAAUUUUGAAACUAAAAGGAUGGUGCAUCUUGAGAGAAAGCUGAGCACAUUUUACUCUAGUGGAAUGUUAAUUUGUGCUGCUUAUUGUGCACGACUGCAGCAGUAGCAUCUCUCUUGGAAAUAAACAUCCCAGAUGAUGACGUGUAUGAAUAUAGGUUUCCUUUCUACCCCACUCCUUCCCUUCCCUCCCCCGUCUUUCCUUCUUUCCCUUCUCUUUACUUUUUUGGAAAUCACUUAUUGUAUAUAAGUUGUAAUCCAGACCUCAUGUAUCAGUGGGGAACUUUCAAAUAUAAAUAUUACCAAUACAUUUUCUGGUUGUUGUCUGAUUUUUGAUUGAGGUAUAAUGAGAAUGACAUGUCCAUUGCUUUUGGUUUGAGGAUUUCGCUUUAGCUUCAUACAUCUUUUGGUAUUUUAGUAUUUCAUUGUUUUAGCAGGAGAGGGCAGCAAAAGUUCAUUUUCCCUGUUAGAAAUGCUGUGGUUCAUGACUGGUUUUAAAUUUAGUUGUGUGUGUGUUUUUUUAAACAGCAUCUGUUUGUGGGUAGAGGUAAAAAAUGAAACAGUUUUGAUAUGAAAGUUUGCAUAUGAAAAUUAUAGACUGAUUUCAACCAGACAGUGAAGACUUCUGAUCCACAUGAAAGUCAAAAGGCCACAAAAGAAUCUUCUGGCACUGGCUAAAAUAUGCUACUUCCUUUUCAAACACAACAAAAUGCAAGCUGAAUCUUAAAACACUUGGAGUUUAAAAUGUCUUUCUUUGGAAAUGAUUUACUUUCUUCAAAGUGGUAACAGAAACAAAAAUGAAGGUGCUCCCGAAGGAAAAUGUAACCUUCCCCUUUCACAGCUGUGUGAGAGGUUCUGUACUGUGGGUACACCCAAUAAAGAAGCGGUGAAGAGUU